Molecule: messenger RNA, 1868 nt
Organism: Ficedula albicollis (Collared flycatcher)
Lineage: Eukaryota; Metazoa; Chordata; Aves; Passeriformes; Muscicapidae
Gene: ENKD1
Product: enkurin domain containing 1
Exons: 8
Coding region: 172-1284 (370 amino acids)
Cellular component (GO): cytoplasmic microtubule
Source: RefSeq, a predicted model, not a curated record
UCUGCUCUGUUACAGGUCUUGAUUUCAACCUGUCGUUUUGCGUGUAAAUCACUGGGCUGGGACUCGAGUUCAGAUCAAGAUCAGAUGUGCAUUUCAAAGCCAGUAGCUCUUCUGGAGUGAUCUCAUGUGGUGUUUGGCUUCUGUGGCAGAGGCAGAGCAGCGUGUGGCAGGAUGUGUGAAGGGCCAUCCAGGAUUUCUGGACCCAUUCCUCCAGACCCAACGCUCUUUCCAGAGUAUUACAAACGCCCCUCCUCAGCUCGAGGGAGGCUGGAAGGAAAUGCUCAGAAGCUGUGUUUAACCUCUGGCCCCCAGGUCCCAGUUCUGAACCCCUACCCUGCUUUGGGCAGUGCCCGCCAGGCUCAGCCAGCCCCUCACAUUCGCCCCAGUGGAAAGGAAUUCCUGGAGAGGGGACAGAAAGGGACACUCAGCCUCCUACUGCAGCUCGAAGGGAUCUCCCUUGAUGAGGGGAUGCCAGUUAAGAGGAAAGAGGCCAAGGACUACGAGAAGGAAAACGUGAGGAGGAUAAAGGAGAUUCAGAAGAAGUGCAAGGAGAAGGAGCGAGCCCAGGAGCGCAGCCAGCCCAAGCCUGUGAAAGCUCUGUGGAAAUCCCAGAAAUACGAAAAUGUGGAGUCAAAGGUGAAGGCCAAACUGCAGGAGACCUCCCCACCUCCAAACCCCGAGGCUGUGAAUUUCCUGAGGGCGUAUUCUCGCUGUGGCUCUGGGAUCAAGCCAUGCAGACCACUGUCCCCAAGGCCUGUCAGAGCGAAAGCAGGAGCAGACACAGAGGCUCCAGAGGCACAGGGUGCUGAAAACAAGGUGCAGGUGGAGGGCAGGAGCGUUGACUUCAUCAGGCACAACGCCUGCGCUGCCCGGCGGGCGCCGCUGCGCCGCUCGCAGUCCCUGGCGGCGCUGGCCGAGCUGCUGCAGCAGAGGCGCCGCGAGCAGGAGGAGUACAACGCCAAGCAGAAGGGCCACGUCCCCCAGUACCUGCUGGAGAGGAAGGAGCUGUGGCACAGGCAGAGGGAGGAGCGGCUGCGGAACCUGCCGGACCCCGAGACGCCGCCCGGCCACACCAUGAUGGAAGAGAGCCAGCGCCUGGACACCCUCAGCAGCCUGAAACAGAGCCAGGAGCAGCUGAUAAAGGACCUGGUUCUGCUGCCAAUGCGUGGAGACAGCCUCAAGAUGCAGAAGAGGCGGGUAGAGCUCGAGAGGAAGCUCUCCCAGAUAGAUGAGGCAAUCAAAAUUUUCUCAAGGCCAAAAGUCUUCAUCAAGUUGGACUCCUGAGCUGGUGGGACCAGGUGUGCUGUGCUGCUCUGCCUGAGCAUCCUUUGUUGCUGGGCAGGAAUGGACAUCACUUUUUGGGAGGGAAGGAGAGGAAGCCAAGUUCCAGUCCCUGGGCCCAUGCAAGUGUCCAAUACCCAGCUGGCAUCUCUUGCUCUCCUUUCAGUCCUGUAUCUUGUCCACAGGAAAGGGAGGGAGAUGCCCUGAUGAAGGCUCUGCUCAGUGGUCUGGAGAACAGUUGUCUCUGCUGCUUGACUUGUCACAGAUCAGCUCUGUGCUUUGCAUCUGUGGCAUCGCCUCUUAUUUCCCUUUUUUCCUACUUCUAGAAACCGGUAGGUCUCUUGUGGUGCUGCCUGUGGUGUUCCUUGUCACCCUCUUUCACCACUCUGAGCUGGACCAUGGUCAUGGCUCAUCCUGAGCUCCUGAGGGCACAGGGGACAGCUUGAAGACAAGAAAGCGGCACAGAGCUACAGUGUGUUCUGCCCAGGGAAGGGCUGGGCUGUCAGGAGGGUCUGCACAGAUGUCUGGAGAAGCCUUUGUUGUCUGUAUGGCAGGAGAGACUCCAAUAAAUCAUCAUUUCCACCUCA